Galendromus occidentalis (western predatory mite) is the source of this 824-nucleotide messenger RNA. Its product is annotated as nudC domain-containing protein 2. The coding region runs from base 339 to 824 and encodes 161 amino acids. Gene Ontology annotation, cellular component: cytoplasm. The record is from RefSeq and is a predicted model, not a curated record. The transcript has 4 exons. Gene Ontology annotation, biological process: protein folding. NCBI's taxonomy places the organism in Eukaryota, Metazoa, Arthropoda, Arachnida, Mesostigmata, Phytoseiidae.
CUCGCUCCCGCUCGAUCUGAGCUGUUGCGUUUCGGGUCGCGACUCGCGAUCUCCUCGCGUCGUUUAGUGCUACUUCCAGGAAUCCGGUCGACCGCAAGUUCCCUCGACUGUGAGGCUCGAGAAGUCUAUUCAUCAGCCACGACUUCCCUCAGAGAAACGCCCGUAGCUCCGUCUGUCACUCAGAGGCUGAAACUCGCUGGUGGGAGCGGUCCGCAAUUCCGAAUUGAAUUGGAAUAGCUCAAGCUCGUUCCACGGGUCGAGCCGCGACGAGUAUCGAGGCGGAUAUAGAGUUACAGAAACGGGGAAUUUGCGAACGGAAGAGCCGCCCGGAACAACAAAUGGCAAGCGGUUGUCUAUCGCACUUCGAAGAGCGCAGUGGACGAAUCGAAUCGUCGACUUCUUGGGGGAGCUGGUACCAAACAGUUGCCGAGGUGUUCGCGAUCGUCAACGUUCCCGCAGGUACGCGAGCGAAGCAGUUGGAUAUCAAGAUCACUCCGAGGGAGCUCCAUGUGGCUUUGGAUGGCGUCAAAGUCUUCGGAGGGAAACUUUACCGUCCUGUGCGCGCAGACGAGUGUACGUGGACCCUUGAGGAAAAAACGAAGGUCCUGAUCUUGCUGGCAAAGGCUGAAUAUUCACGACCCGCGAAUGAGGUUUGGCCUUCCCUACUAGAAGGGGAAUUCCGUGCUGAUCCUCUUGUUCUGCAUGAGAUGAGGAAAAAAAUAGAUCUGGAGAAAUUCCAGCUUGAGAAUCCGGGCUUCGAUUUCAGCGGAGCAGAACUGAGCAAAAAAUAUGAUUCCGCUCCGGAUGUCGAGGAGACUCUGUAG